AUGUGCUACAGCAAGCCAGUGUUGGGACGAGGCUUGGGGAUGUGCUACAGCAAGCCAGUGUUGGGACGAGGCUUGGGGAAGUGCUACAGCAAGCCAGUGUUGGGACGAGGCUUGGGGAUGUGCUACAGCAAGCCAGUGUUGGGACGAGGCUUGGGGAUGUGCUACAGCAAGCCAGUGUUGGGACGAGGCUUGGGGAUGUGCUACAGCAAGCCAGUGUUGGGACGAGGCUUGGGGAUGUGCUACAGCAAGCCAGUGUUGGGACGAGGCUUGGGGAUGUGCUACAGCAAGCCAGUGUUGGGACGAGGCUUGGGGAUGUGCUACAGCAAGCCAGUGUUGGGACGAGGCUUGGAGAUGUGCCACAGCAAGCCAGUGUUGGAACAAGGCUUGGGGAUGUGCUACAACAAGCCAGUGUUGGAACAAGGCUUGGAGAUGUGCCACAACAAGCCAGUGUUGGAACAAGGCUUGGAGAUGUGCUACAACAAGCCAGUGUUGGAACAAGGCUUGGAGAUGUGCUACAGCAAGCCAGUGUUGGGACGAGGCUUGGGGAUGUGCUACAGCAAGCCAGUGUUGGAACAAGGCUUGGAGAUGUGCUACAGCAAGCCAGUGUUGGAACAAGGCUUGGGGAUGUGCUACAACAAGCCGGGCAGCGGGGCUGGGGCCAAGCCAGCAGCAGCAGCGGGGGGCUGGGGCCAAGCCAGCAGCAGCGGGGCUCGGGCCAAGCCAGCAGGAGCAGCGGGGCUGGGGCCAAGCCAGCAGCAGCAGCAGCGGGGCUGGGGCCAAGCCAGCAGCAGCAGCAGCGGGCCUGGGGCCAAGCCAGCAGCAGCAGCAGCGGGCCUGGGGCCAAGCCAGCAGCAACAACAGCGGGGCUGGGGCCAAGCCAGCAGGAGCAGCAGCGGGGCUGGGGCCAAGCCAGCAGGAGCAGCAGGGCUGGGGCCAAGCCAGCAGCAGCAGCAGCGGGCCUGGGGCCAAGCCAGCAGCAGCGGGCCUGGGGCCAAGCCAGCAGGAGCAGCAGGGCUGGGGCCAAGCCAGCAGGAGCAGCAGCGGGGCUGGGGCCAAGCCAGCAGCAGCGGGGCUGGGGCCAAGCCAGCAGGAGCAGCAGCGGGGCUGGGGCCAAGCCAGCAGGAGCAGCAGCGGGGCUGGGGCCAAGCCAGCAGGAGCAGCAGGGCUGGGGCCAAGCCAGCAGCAGCGGGCCUGGGGCCAAGCCAGCAGGAGCAGCAGGGCUGGGGCCAAGCCAGCAGCAGCAGCGGGGCUGGGGCCAAGCCAGCAGCAGCGGGGCUGGGGCCAAGCCAGCAGGAGCAGCAGCGGGGCUGGGGCCAAGCCAGCAGGAGCAGCAGGGCUGGGGCCAAGCCAGCAGCAGCAGCAGCGGGGCUGGGGCCAAGCCAGCAGCAGCAGCAGCGGGCCUGGGGCCAAGCCAGCAGCAGCAGCAGCGGGCAUGGGGCCAAGCCAGCAGGAGCAGUAGGGCUGGGGCCAAGCCAGCAGCAGCAGCAGCGGGCCUGGGGCCAAGCCAGCAGCAGCAGCAGCGGGGCUGGGGCCAAGCCAGCAGCAGCAGCAGCAGGGCUGGGGCCAAGCCAGCAGGAGCAGCGGGGCUGGGGCCAAGCCAGCAGCAGCGGGCCUGGGGCCAAGCCAGCAGCAGCAGCAGCGGGCCUGGGGCCAAGCCAGCAGCAGCAGCAGCGGGCCUGGGGCCAAGCCAGCAGCAGCAGCAGCGGGCCUGGGGCCAAGCCAGCAGCAGCAGCAGCGGGGCUGGGGCCAAGCCAGCAGCAGCAGGGAGGAUCAGCAGUCAAGAGCAAGGUGGCUUCAGGCGGCCCCAAGGUGGCUUCAGGCAGCCCCAAGGUGGCUUCAGGCGGCCCCAAGUUGGCUUCAGGCGGCCCCAAGGUGGCUUCAGGCGGCCCCAAGGUGGCUUCAGGCGGCCCCAAGGUGGCUUCAGGCAGAUCCAAGGUGGCUUCAGGCAGCCCCCAAGGUGGCUUCAGGCAGCCCCCAAGGUGGCUUCAGGCAGCCCCCAAGGUGGCUUCAGGCAGCCCCCAAGGUGGCUUCAGGCAGCCCCCAAGGUGGCUUCAGGCAGCCCCAAGCUUAUCAAGAUUAGCGGUAAUGACGCCAGGACUUGUGUACAGUGCCAAUCACCACCCCUGGCAGCAACAGUGCCAACCACUGGCAGCAACAGUGCCAACUACUGGCAGCAACAGUGCCAACCACUGGCAGCAACAGUGCCAAUCACCACCCCUGGCAGCAACAGUGCCAACCACUGGCAGCAACAGUGCCAAUCACCACCCCUGGCAGCAACAGUGCCAACCACUGGCAGCAACAGUGCCAACCACUGGCAGCAACAGUGCCAACCACUGGCAGCAACAGUGCCAACCACUGGCAGCAACAGUGCCAACCACUGGCAGCAACAGUGCCAACCACUGGCAGCAACAGUGCCAACCACUGGCAGCAACAGUGCCAACCACUGGCAGCAACAGUGCCAACCACUGGCAGCAACAGUGCCAAUCACCACCCCUGGCAGCAACAGUGCCAACCACUGGCAGCAACAGUGCCAACCACUGGCAGCAACAGUGCCAACCACUGGCAGCAACAGUGCCAACCACUGGCAGCAACAGUGCCAACCACUGGCAGCAACAGUGCCAACCACUGGCAGCAACAGUGCCAACCACUGGCAGCAACAGUGCCAACCACUGGCAGCAACAGUGCCAACCACUGGCAGCAACAGUGCCAUUAAUCAGAGCCACUCCACAAGAGGCCUCCACAAACUUCCUCUUGCACCACCAGCUCCACAAGAGGCCUCCACAAACUUCCUCUUGCACCACCAGCUCCACAAGAGGCCUCCACAAGCUUCCUCUUGAUACACCAGCUCUACAAGAGGCCUCUACAAGCUUCCUCUUGCACCACCAGCUCCACAAGAGGCCUCCACAAACUUCCUCUUGCACCACCAGCUCCACAAGAGGCCACCACAAGCUUCCUCUUGCACCACCAGCUCCACAAGAGGGCUCUACAAGCUUCCUCUUGCACCACCAGCUCCACAAGAGGCCUCCACAAACUUCCUCUUGCACCACCAGCUCCACAAGAGGCCACCACAAGCUUCCUCUUGCACCACCAGCUCCACAAGAGGCCACCACAAGCUUCCUCUUGCACCACCAGCUCCACAAGAGGCCACCACAAGCUUCCUCUUGCACCACCAGCUCCACACGAGGGCUCUACAAGCUUCCUCUUGCACCACCAGCUCCACAAGAGGCCACCACAAGCUUCCUCUUGCACCACCAGCUCCACAAGAGGCCUCUACAAGCUUCCUCUUGCACCACCAGCUCCACAAGAGGCCUCUACAAGCUUCCUCUUGCACCACCAGCUCCACAAGAGGGCCUCCACAAGCUUCCUCUUGCACCACCAGCUCCACAAGAGGGCUCUACAAGCUUCCUCUUGCACCACCAGCUCCACAAGAGGCCUCCACAAGCUUCCUCUUGCACCACCAGCUCCACAAGAGGCCUCCACAAGCUUCCUCUUGCACCACCAGCUCCACAAGAGGCCUCCACAAGCUUCCUCUUGCUACACCAGCUCCACAAGAGGCCCCCCACAAGCUUCCUCUUGCACCACCAGCUCCACAAGAGGCCUCCACAAGCUUCCUCUUGCACCACCAGCUCCACAAGAGGCCUCCACAAACUUCCUCUUGCACCACCAGCUCCACAAGAGGCCUCCACAAGCUUCCUCUUGCACCACCAGCUCCACAAGAGGCCUCCACAAGCUUCCUCUUGCUACACCAGCUCCACAAGAGGGCCUCCACAAGCUUCCUCUUGCUACACCAGCUCCACAAGAGGCCUCCGCAAGCUUCCUCUUGCUACACCAGCUCCACAAGAGGCCCCCCACAAGCUUCCUCUUGCUACACCAGCUCCACAAGAGGCCUCCACAAGCUUCCUCUUGCACCACCAGCUCCACAAGAGGCCUCCACAAGCUUGCUCUUGCACCACCAGCUCCACAAGAGGCCCCCCACAAGCUUGCUCUUGCACCACCAGCUCCACAAGAGGCCUCCACAAGCUCCCUCUUGCACCACCAGCUCCACAAGAGGCCUCCACAAGCUCCCUCUUGCACCACCAGCUCCACAAGAGGCCUCCACAAGCUCCCUCUUGCACCACCAGCUCCACAAGAGGCCUCCCAGGUGGGCCAGUGCUUAAGAAGAAUAUUGGUAAUAUUGAGGAGAAACUUGCCUGA
Messenger RNA from Procambarus clarkii (red swamp crayfish), 4194 nucleotides. Lineage: Eukaryota; Metazoa; Arthropoda; Malacostraca; Decapoda; Cambaridae. The record is from RefSeq and is a predicted model, not a curated record.